Messenger RNA from Andrographis paniculata, 1449 nucleotides. RefSeq names its product origin of replication complex subunit 2. Gene Ontology annotation, cellular component: nuclear origin of replication recognition complex; nucleus. Gene Ontology annotation, molecular function: DNA replication origin binding. Bases 67 to 1164 code for a protein of 365 amino acids. The transcript has 6 exons. Gene Ontology annotation, biological process: DNA replication. NCBI's taxonomy places the organism in Eukaryota, Viridiplantae, Streptophyta, Magnoliopsida, Lamiales, Acanthaceae. The record is from RefSeq and is a predicted model, not a curated record.
GGAAAAUUAGUAGGGCACAGCAUCGGCGAAAAUUACUUCGGAGUCGGAGAGGAGGAAAAGCUCGGGAUGGAGUCUAACGAUGUCGAAGAGGAGGAGUUCGGCUUCUCAAGGAACUACUUUUUGGCAAAAGAAUUGCGAGGCACAGGCAAAAAAUCUGCCCGCAAACUUUCGGAGAUCAACGUCGUUGACGAACAGGAGCUGAGAGAGGCAUAUGCAAAUGUUGAGCCAAAGCACGAGAGAGAAAUUAAAGAACUGAUGAACGGUUAUAAGAAAUCCUACUCCGAGUGGGCUUUUAUGCUGAGGUGUGGCUUUGGGCUAUUGAUGUAUGGUUUUGGGUCAAAGAAGGCAUUGAUUGAAGACUUUGCUUCGGCGACAUUGGCUGAUUAUUCUGUUGCAGUGAUUAAUGGGUAUCUUCAAUCAAUCAACCUUAAACAGGUUGCAGUUGCAUUAGCUGAGCUUCUAUGGGAUCAGCUGAAAUUGAACCGGAAAAGCACUUCAGGAAAUAUUCCCAGAAACCAGCAACCUUUUCAUACCCAAUCCAUGGGAGAUCUUAUCUCAUUUCUUGAUGGUCCUCAUUUGGAAGAUGAUGAUGAUGAAUGCUUUAUAUGUGUUCUAGUACACAAUAUCGAUGGGCCAGGUUUGCGUGAUUCUGAAACUCAACAACAUCUUGCCAGACUGGCAGCUUGUUCACACAUACGCAUCGUAGCUUCCAUUGAUCAUGUGAAUGCACUUCUUUUAUGGGACAAGAAGAUGGUUCACACUCAGUUCAAUUGGUAUUGGUACCAUGUCCCAACCUAUGUACCCUACAAGGUCGAAGGAAUGUUCUACCCGCUGAUUCUUACACACAGUAGCAGCACUCAAACCGUAAAGACAUCUUCGAUAGUCUUACAAAGCUUGACACCUAAUGCUCAAAAUGUUUUCAAAGUUCUUGCAGAUCAUCAGCUCGCGAAUCCUGAGGAGGAAGGGAUGCCAUUUAACAACUUGUACACAACCUGCCGGGAGCGCUUCCUCGUGAGCAGCCAGAUCACUCUAAAUGCCCAUCUCACGGAAUUUAAAGACCAUGAGUUGGUCAAGACUCGAAGAAACUCAGAUGGCGAAGAUUGCUUGUACAUUCCCCUCGCAAGCGACGCACUCGAGAAACUUGUGCAAGAGAUCAAUCAGUGAGAGAGAAGGCUGUACACCUUUACUCGAUGAUGGUAAAUUUAUGUAACAGUUCUAUACUCCAUUGCUAAGACAUUUUUGCUUGCUAAACUACCACUUUUUGAAUCUUGAAUUCUAAAACAACAUAGGAUCCUUUAUAAACAAUUAAAGACAAGAAUUUGUUGAUGAAAAGUACUUUCCGGGAAUGCCCAUAUCACAUGCUAUUGAUUUUUAUAUUCUUUAUUUUAAAAAAAAAAAUAGAAACAAAAUAUUAUAUUCUUGAAUAUUAAGGUAGCCUCUACUGGUCUC